This is a messenger RNA of Limulus polyphemus (Atlantic horseshoe crab), 4827 nucleotides long. RefSeq names its product neither inactivation nor afterpotential protein C-like. Gene Ontology annotation, biological process: protein phosphorylation. Gene Ontology annotation, cellular component: myosin complex. The record is from RefSeq and is a predicted model, not a curated record. Bases 121 to 4497 code for a protein of 1458 amino acids. The transcript has 32 exons. Gene Ontology annotation, molecular function: cytoskeletal motor activity; protein binding; ATP binding. Lineage: Eukaryota; Metazoa; Arthropoda; Merostomata; Xiphosura; Limulidae.
AUUUCAUCAAAAUUAAUAUUGAAACUGAUAAUAUGACAACUCCGUUUUAUGUGGAACUAAUUAUGCAGUUGAAAAGAUGCGUAUUACAAAUGUUUAGAGAAAUAAGGAACUGAAAUCAAAAUGGUAGAGGAUGCUGAACAGAAUACAGUCUCCAAUGGUCACACUAAUUUGGAUGUCAACUCAUUACCUUCUCCAGAAGACACUCUGACGUUAAUAGAAGUUAUUGGAGAAGGAGCACGAGGUAUUGUACACAAGGCAAAAAAUUUAAAGACAGAAAGAUUUGUUGCAGUUAAGGUGGUAAAACACGUUCCAAGAAACUAUACACUGAUUGAAGCAGAACAUAAAGCUUUGAGCAAAUUAAUCGAACAUUUUUGUUUCCCUGAUUUUUAUGGCACAUUUUAUAAAGUUGGUUUGGACAAUGGUGAUGAAGUAUGGUUUGCGAUCGAGUUGUGUAAGGGUGGAAAUGCUGCACAGCUUGUUCAGAGACUUCGAGCAGAUGAAAAAUUUUUGGAUGAAAUACACAUUGCAUAUAUCUUAAAGGAAGUUUUAAAGGGUUUACAGAUUCUUCACAAUGAGAAAACAGCACAUCGUGAUGUUCAAGCUGCAAACAUUCUGUUUACAGAGGAUGGUUACGUUCGACUUGUAGACCUGGGUCUUUCUUGUAGUUUGGAGGAAAAUUCUGACAGUCAGGUUCAUUGUGUUGGUUCUCCAUGGUGGAUGGCUCCAGAGGUAAUAGCAUUUAAUGAUUGUAACCUGAAUUAUGACUGUCGCUGUGAUGUUUGGUCCUUAGGUAUCACAGCAAUAGAAUUAGCUGAUGGUCAUCCGCCAUUGGGAAAUGUCCAUUUAAAUGGAGUCAUGUUGAAGACAGUCAGGAAUCCUCCUCCAACCCUGAAGAAUCCAAGAGACUGGUCUGAAAUCUUUAAUGAUUUUAUAAAUGAAUGUCUCACCAGAAACUUUGAUUAUCGACCUUGUGUGGAAGAACUAAUGAAGCAUCCUUUCCUAACCCAGCUACCAACAAGUGACACACAUGUAGCUGUGGAGCUUCAACAUUUAAUUCAGAAGACUUGCAACCAAAGUAAACCCAAUACUUUCACACACAUGGUAUCUGUUUUGGGAUCAUGGUUUGUGGAAGCUUGGGACGAUGAACCAAAACAGUUGCUUAUAGAUGAUGUGGCAGCAUUGCAUGAUAUAACCGAGGAUGCAGUCAUUAAGCACCUAGAGGGAAGAUUUAAAGAAGACCAGUUUUAUACUUGUUGUGGGGAUAUUUUAAUCAUUCUCAAUCCAUUUGUCAUGCCAAAUGAGCUUAGUGAAAAGUUUUAUCCUAUGUACCAAGGGAAAACGUUUUCUGACAAUCCACCACACUUAUUUGCUGUUAGUGACAGGACCUACCAGGAUAUGCUACAUCAACAGUGUCAUCAGACCAUUGUUUUAUUAGGAGAAUCGGGAUCUGGCAAGUCAACUGCAGCUUCUUGGUUAUUAAAGCAUUUGGUUUUUCUUGGAACAUAUGUAAACCCUGGAGUCAACGAGAAGCUUCUCCAGAUCUUCCCAAUCUUGGAUGCCUUUGGUAAUGCUCAUACUCCGUGUAACUCCAGCUCGAGUCGUUGUGCACGACAUAUUGAACUAAGUUUUAAUCGAAUGGGAAAGAUCACAGGAGCCACAGUGUUUAUGUACCUUCUUGAAACCUGGAGAAUUACCAGCAUUUGGCCGGGCAACUUUAAUUUCCAUGUAUUCUACUAUUUUUAUGAUGGUAUGCGAGCAGCAGGUCAGCUGGAAGAGUUUGGACUUAAUGAGGAAGGACCUCAGUGCCAUCGAUACUUGUGGGGAAUGCGUCCAGACCAUAGUGAUAGGAACAAAGAAAUGUUUAACUCACUAUUCAAUAGUUUUGCCUCUUUAGCCUUCUCAAAUAGUGAUAGGAACAAAGAAAUGUUUAACUCACUAUUCAAUAGUUUUGCCUCUUUAGCCUUCUCCAAUGAGGAAAUUUCUACUGUUUGGAAUUGUUUAGCAGCCAUAAUUUUGCUAGGUGAUCUGAAAUUUGUAAAAGUUGGACUUGUUACUGAGGUCAACAACACUAAGAUUUUAGAGAAGAUUGGUUCUCUUCUGAGCAUAAAUGAAUUCCAACUGCUACGUGUUUUUACUUCCUGUACAUCACUGAUUCGAGGAAUUUGUAUGUCUCAUGGUAACACAGUUGAAGAUGCAGUGAAGAAAAGGGACAUUAUUGUCCGUCUUUUGUAUUCACGUUUAGUAGACUGGGUCGUAAACAUGGUUACCAAACAACUUUCUUUUUCUGCAAUUGUCUAUGGAGAUUUUCAUUCCAUAAGCAUUGCUGACUAUCUUGGAUUUGAAGAUAUAAAGAAUAACAGUUUUGAGCAGCUGGUUUCAAACAUGAUUGCAGAACAGAAUCUCUGUCACUUUAAUAGACAUGUGUUUGAGAAGGAAAUGGACGACAGUAGAAUGGAAGAUAUAAAAUUCCAAGGUAUACAACAUGCAGAUAAUCGACCUCUACUGGAUCUAUUUCUCUACCGGCCAGGUGGUAUCUUGGAUGUUGUACACCAUGUAACGAGACAGCCUGUAACAGAUGUUCAUAUAAUUGAAUCACUGAAGAAUACUGUGAGUAACACAAAGUUCUUAGCAGAUGAAGGUUUGAUUUUUAUGGUGAAGCAUACUUUUGAUAAUGUUGCUUAUAGUGUUGAGGGAUUUGUGGACAAAAACUGUGAAAAAGUUCCACCUGAAGCUAUCUUGGCAUUCUCACGUUCCAUCAAUUCUAAAGUGAAGGAAAUGUUCACUCAGCCACUGACUAAAACAGGGAAUCUUUCUCUGAAAACAGAGUCUAGAGUGAAAGUAAAGGAAAAUAAUCGACAGAGAGGUUUACAGGCUUCAUCAAGAGGAGUGAUUCCACAGAAUGCCCAAGCUAACCCAUCAAAGGCUUUAAACCUUUAUCAGACUUUCUCUGAGUUACUGAAAUGUAUAACCAAAGGCUCACCUCACUUUGUUUUCUGCUUACGGUCCAAUAGACAGUCUAAUUCAAACUGUUUUUCUUAUGAAGAUGUUCAGAGUCAGAUAAGCAGUUUGAAUAUUACAAACACAGCCAUGGUUAAGCAGAAAGGAUAUUCCCAUCGUAUACCGUUUGAAGAAUUUUUGAAACGUUACCAAUACUUAACGUUUGAUUUUGAUGAGAAAGUGGAGAUAACUCGAGAGAACUGCCGUUUACUUCUCCUUCGACUCAGUCUUACUGGUUGGCAUGUAGGACGCACUAAGGUUUUCUUGAAGUAUUAUCACAUAGAAUACCUCUCUCAUCUUUACGAGCACCAUGUGAGAAAGAUUGUCAAAAUACAAGCUUUGAUCCGAGCAUUCUUAACUAGAAGGAAGAAAUUAAAGGAACAAAACAACAUUUGUACAAAUCAUGUUUCAAAACCAAUGAAUAGUGAAGGAAUUGAUUCCCAAAAUGAUCUUCAACAUGCUUCUGUUCCCGAAGAAAACCAAGAUACUAACCUGAUCCAAGGAAGAGAAACUUUUUGUUCUAGUGAAGGUGAUAAAGCAGCUUAUAUCAUUCAAACUUACUUCAAGAAAUGGCGUAUGAAAACCAUGUUUGAAGUUGUUCAAAAAUAUUCUGCAGCCAGGAAUGCUGAGAUCAUCUACUUUUCCCAACAGGUUCACCUCUACAACCAAGAAAUGCAUCAUAAUUUGUACCAAUCCCAACUGGCUGUAGAUGUUACCAAAGUUAAACCCACUGUUAAAGGUUAUAUGGAAGCUUUGUGUCGUGCUCUACCCAUACGUGUGCUGAAGUUAAGAACCCCUUUACGUCUUCAGGACAUAACAUUUGAAGACACUAGUCAUAUGUGUGAAACGGGGUGUGUGUCAGAAAGAAACAGUAGCAUUCUUUCCACAGCUGCAACUGAAGAAUUGUUGAAAAUGGAGGAAAACUGGGAUACUCCUCUUAAUAAGGCUCUUCCACUCAGGUUCAACACUAAAGACUUACUAAAAGAAAAUAUUCCCAAUAAUCAUUUGAUACCAAGUACUGUUGAUGCCGUAGAAGAAACAAACCAUGAUGAUCACAAUGUCUCUGUUGACCAGCCACAAAAUACUUACUUAAAACCAAUGAAAGGAUCUCAUAAAUACAUGACCGUCCCACACUUUCAUGGUGAAAAUAAACUAACAGGAGAGUUCAGCAGUUUGAGGCAUAGGAAACCACAACAUUUUCAUGCCAGUCCAAGUUAUAAAAAAUCUUUAUCAAAUAGCAAUCUAGAAAACAAGGAUGAAAAACCAUCUGUUAAGUUUGGUUUAAAGCAAUGGAACACAAAUCAACACAAUGAAAAUAAGCCAGACACUACAAUUAAGACAGAUGCUGGACCAAAAAAUAUGGCUUCUGAUGAGGAUGUCAGCUCAGAGAAAAAGAUGUCUGUUACAGAAUCAAACACGCCUCACAUAAAUAUUAUAAAAGCAGAAGAGUUUGAGUUAAUGCCAGGUAUUCUUAUGAGUGGCCCCUCUGCUGAACUGUAGGUUACCAAAUCUCUUUUCUUCACACUUUAAAAUUUUAGGAAGAAAUAGUUGGGUUUGUAUAAGCCACUAUUUGUUUUAAAUCCAUCACUAAGAGACUUGGAAAAUGUGACUUACCUUUGAAAAUAGCCAUAGGUUUCUCUCCUCUUUGAGAUUCAUGAAUAAAAAAAUGUUUUCUGCUUUACUGUUACACUAUGUUCUUUUUAUAGGUUAGUUGAUUAAGAGUCACAAUUUCCCAAAUUAUAAGCUUGAGAUAAUAGCAACUAAAUCUUCCUUACUUUAGUUCAGUCUUCUGUGUUUUUAGUUGUAAGUAAUAUUUAAUUUAUAUUUUAA